AUGGAAAAGAAUCUUGAUACUAGGACAUCCUUUGCGUCUACUCUAACUUUGCUAUCCAAAAAGAAGGGUGCACCCAACUCUAAAAUCAGGCUAGUAAAGACGAGACUGAAAGGAAAGCCAGCUGUCAACAAUAGAUAUUGUCCAAAUCCGGCAGAAGUUUCUGGGUUUUAUAAUUACAGCAUAAAAUCGAAUAAAAAUAAAGAUAUCAACACUUACUCUGGUCAGAAUAUCAGACAAGAAGCUAGUAAGGAAGUAGCCAGAAAUUUACUUCUCGAAAGAAAGUUACAGCAAGGCAAGGCCCUUGUUGGCAAUCUAGAAAAUGAGACCCAGCUUCUCCUUGAUUAUUAUAAUAAUAGACACUUCAUUGAUAAAGAGGUGCAAGAGAGAAACCAAGAUUACUUUAAGUUUAGCGCGAAUGACCUUAGCCUGGAUAAGGUUAAUAAUUUGAGCAACUCAGUUAAUCAGCUCCAAAAUCCAACAAAUGAGAAAGCACUUACUUCAUCCAAGGAUCAUGCAGAGCAGAGGAAUUCUACUGACCAGCUCCCGAAAGUAAAGGAAUGAUAUUCUCAGAAGAGUAACUCUAGCAGUAAAGCCAUCAAUAGACUAGAGAUCCAGCCUGCUGGUAAAGCUUCAGGAAAUAAAAAUGUUCAGCUUAAUAUAUCAGAAUCUGCUGAUCCAAGCGCUUUUAGAAGACCAAUCAACUUCGAAUAUUCUAAAGAUUUUAGAGCAAGUACUGAGUUAAAGUCUAACACAGGGUUGGCUUCGAAUGGAUCAGUAGGUAAUCUUUCAAAGCCUCAAAGAAAUAUCAUAAGUUCUAUCAAGAAGAUAAACCAAAAUAGGAAUCGUUUACAUAAUCACAGUAAGAUCAACUGGAGUAUUGCUGACAUUCCUGAAAAUUAUAUUACUAGUCCAUCCAGAGCAGCAACAUUAAACUCUAGAGUUGAUGAAGUUCCAAAGGCAAGAUCUAGUCUUUCCCUUCAUAAGCACAAAUACUCGGUAAUAGAAACUCCUGAGAAAACUCAGAAGCUUCAGAUGGUCAAGGAUAAGUUGAGAAAGAACAGACUCUCUGUGACCAUAAAUAAUCAGGGCAAAUCUGCCAAAGAGCCAAGGAAUAAUUAUAUUUACAAUUCUCUAAAAGAUACAGUCAGGUCUAAUAACGAAGACCAAAGAAAGCAGUAUCGUACGAAUAUUGACAAUGGGAAGAUGUCUCAUGAAGUGAUCUGUGAUGAUAUCAACCUCAGGCCUUCAAAGCAGAUUCCUUUUGCUAAACAGUAUACUAUUACUACUGAUUCAGGGAUAUUCAAGGAAAAGCUUCAGAACACGAUUGAGAUAAAAGAACCAAAGUUGUGUAAAAGUGCUCAUAAAAGUAUAAAUGCGACUAGAGAAGCUGGAUUUAUGGGCCAAAAGUCUAGAAUGUUUGUAAACCAGGGUAUAAACUUAGAUAAACACACCAGUAAGCCCUUCUUACAAGAUAUUGGAAGGGAAAAGAACAUCCAAAAGACAUUUGCUAAAAUAAAUGGAAUCAGUGAUUACUUUAACAAGUCAUCAGGAUACACUACGAAUUCUAACCCUGAUUUUCAAAGAGUGUAUGAUCAUGAUCCGAGAAUAUUCAGAAAGGGUAAAGGGAUGCUAGCUCAAUAUGCUGAUCAAGGCACUAAGCAUUCUUUUAUUUGCUCGCCUUUUAGUAGAAGAUAAAUUUCAAUAAUUUGCUUAAAAGAGAGUUUAGCUCAGAUUCUUUAUAAUUAGUAGAUUUC
Messenger RNA from Moneuplotes crassus, 1754 nucleotides. The record is from the annotation of a GenBank genome assembly. NCBI's taxonomy places the organism in Eukaryota, Ciliophora, Spirotrichea, Euplotida, Euplotidae.